AUGCUACAUGUAAAUUUUACUGAGGUAGAAUCAUUAAAUACUCAAGCAUUAAUAGUGUUUAUUGAUGACAAAUUAAAACUUGAUAGUGAACUAAUAAACCUUGACCAACAACAUCAUGGUUUGAUCUCCAAGACUAUUGCCAAUAAAUUACAAUUUACUGGUGAAUAUGGGCAGAUCAAAAUUAUUCCUUCUGUUGUUAAGUCAGGGGAAGUAAAAUAUUUAGUAUUAGCAGCGCUUGGAAGUGAAGAAAAACUAACUGAGGUUAAGAUUGAGGAAUUAGGUGGUAAAAUCUUACAAAAUGUUACUAAUGCUAAAAUCGCUACUAUUGGCUUAAAAAUUAAGAAUAGAAUAAGCAGCUUUGCAUCAUCGCUUGUUGCAUCUUUAAUUGCUAGUGGUGCGUUACUUGCUUCCUACAGAUUCGAUAAAUAUAGAACUACUUUAAAAGAAGCAGAUAAGUUUGUUGUAGAAUCAUUUGAAAUCUCUACAGAUAAUAACGUAGAAGCAGCAAAGUUGUUUGAAGUUAAAAAAUUAAUUGCUGAAGGGGUCUUUUUCACAAGAGAUAUUAGUAACGAGCCAUCAAAUAUUAAAACUCCACAAAUAUACGCUGAAAGAAUAGCAGAAACACUAGAAGAAUUAAAUGUCGAUGUUUCUAUUCUUGGUGAAACAGAAAUGAAAAAUCUUGGCAUGGGAGCUCUUCUUGGAGUUGGUCAAGGUUCACAAAAUGAAUCAAAGCUAGUGGUAAUGGAAUAUCAAGGUGCAAGCAAAGAUGCUCCUUAUAUUGCCCUAGUCGGAAAAGGAGUUAUUUUUGAUACUGGUGGCAUAUCUCUAAAGCCAUCGAGUAAUAUGCAUUUAAUGAGAUAUGACAUGUGUGGUUCUGCCGCAGUAGUUGGUACUAUGAUUGCGGUUGCUAGUCAAGAAUUGCCGGUAAAUAUCGUAGGUGUUGUAGGGCUUGUUGAAAAUAUGCCAUCAGGUAACGCACAACGUCCUGGGGAUGUUGUAACUACUAUGUCAGGGCUAACUGCUGAAGUUUUAAAUACCGAUGCAGAGGGGCGUUUAGUUCUUGCCGAUGCGAUUUGCUGGUUGUUUUUCUAA
Chrysoperla carnea is the source of this 1092-nucleotide messenger RNA. RefSeq names its product probable cytosol aminopeptidase. The transcript has a single exon. NCBI's taxonomy places the organism in Eukaryota, Metazoa, Arthropoda, Insecta, Neuroptera, Chrysopidae. The coding region runs from base 1 to 1092 and encodes 363 amino acids. Gene Ontology annotation, biological process: proteolysis. Gene Ontology annotation, molecular function: manganese ion binding; metalloaminopeptidase activity. Gene Ontology annotation, cellular component: cytoplasm. The record is from RefSeq and is a predicted model, not a curated record.